Molecule: messenger RNA, 2394 nt
Organism: Somion occarium
Lineage: Eukaryota; Fungi; Basidiomycota; Agaricomycetes; Polyporales; Cerrenaceae
Source: the annotation of a GenBank genome assembly
AACAUUUAGUAUCGCGUUUUUAGAUAAGACUGAGAUAUGCAUAUGCAUACUCUUAUCGAAAGCACAUUUCUGUGAGGGAUUCGAGCUAGUUUUGGGGAUUUGAUCAUGGCAGUCGAGGAGAAGGCUUUCGUCCAAGAUCCGGGUCUUCCUGUUUCUUCCUUCACCGUUACCGCCACUACGGAACUCCCAGACGCUGCUCGUUCAGGUACCCAUGCGAUGAAAACAUGGAGAACGACUGUACCUUCGUCGCUCCCGAAGGUGUUUAUUCAGUGACUGAAGAGCAUAAGCCCUCUGUUCUUGGCCUACAUGCUGCUAAUGCUACACCAAAUGUUCACCUUACGAGGUUGACCACUGUAGUCGUCAAGUUUCCCGGCUCCAAGGGUGCGAACUCACCUCAAGUGCUAUCACAGCUACUGGGCGGGACUAGGGAGAAGGAAUACAAGAAGGAGAAGGGUCUAUCGAAGGAGCGUGAAGAUCUCAGCGGCAGCGUAUCGAGUAGUGAUACACCCGACGAUCCCCCUGGCUCACCAGAUGUUACUGUGUCUCCAGCACCAGAUGCUGUAACAUCGACGCCAAAUCUUCCUCAUGAGCAACACAACACGAUCUUCUCCCAUGCCCCAGCGACCCUUGGAAAGAAGAAGACCAUCGCUCGACCGAAACACAACAUGCGCACCACCUCCUCCACGUUCAUAACCCGACUACAGAAUGUGGAUAAUUUGAACAGGCAUCUACAGUCUAAGCAGGGAGAAACAACGUUCUUGUUUUAUAACUCUGCGAAGACGUUCAUCUGGACUGAGGCUGGUACAAAGCCCAAAGAACCCCUUGCGCGAAUAUACUUCUCGGCAUAUCCUACCUGUCACGAUGUGAAUCUGGCGACCCUAUCCGCAGACCGAAUAGAUGUGAUUGUUGGAUUCAAUACUGGCGACCUCUUGUGGUUUGACCCAAUAUCAUCGCGCUAUGGACGACUGAACAAGCAAGGUCGUAUAUGCAAUUCACCAUGUACGGCCAUUCGUUGGGUCCCGUCAUCUCCCAACCUCUUCUUAGUGUCUCAUGCGGACGGUACAAUGCUUGUCUAUGACAAGGAACGCGAGGAUGGCAUCUUUACACCUCAAGAACCUACUGGUCAGCCUAACUCUGGAAAUUCUGCUUUCGACGCCAGCGUUAUCCCAGGUAUCCCUCCAACGGGUGAAUGGAAUUCAUUCGAUAGCAUAUUUGUCACUAUGCCUCCAUGGCAUCCUGUCACUACGACUGCUGGUGGCGGAAAGGGCGAGAAGGAAAAGGCAGCCAAGAACCCCGUCAGCCACUGGAGGGUAUCCAAGAAGACCAUAAUAGACUUUGUGUUUUCACCUGAUGUGAAGUUUGUGGCCGCAAUUUCUGAGGACGGUUGCCUUCGGGUAAUUGAUGCCAUCGCAGAACAACUAGUUGAUUGCUAUGCGUCAUACUUUGGUGCUCUCACCUGUGUUGCAUGGUCACCAGAUGGACGCUACAUAAUCACUGGUGGUCAAGACGAUCUGGUAACCAUAUACUCCCCUUGGGAACAACGUGUGAUAGCAAGGUGUCAAGGACAUUCGUCAUUUGUCUCAGCAGUCGCAUUUGACGAUAUUCGCUGCGACGGACGGACUUACCGUUUUGGUAGUGUCGGUGAGGAUAAUAAAUUGAUUCUUUGGGACUUCUCCAGUGGUGCUCUGCAUCGACCAAAGAUACAUGCUGCACAUCAUCAACGAAUGUCAAUGACGUCCACUUUGUCGUUAGCGCUUCGACGACGGGGGGAGUCUACUGUCUUCCUGGCUUCAUUAGGGUCUCCAGGAGAUUCACAUUUAACUCAUUACCAUCCGGCCCCCUCUCGUAAUGAGGUCGCUGUUGUUCAGCCUGUUCUGAUUAAGCACAUCGAAGGCGAUCUCUUGACUGAUAUUGCUUUCCUGCCCCGCGGGUUACUCACCGCAACAAGGACAGGACAUGUCAAAUUCUGGAUCAGACCACUACCUACUCAUCCUCGCCACCUGAAGAGCCGCAAUGUCAAUCGUCACAGUAGUACACUCGAUGCUCAAGAUUGGGGUGGUUGAAUCACAAGUCACAUUCGUUCCGCGGUUUACUUCCUAUUAUUUACAUCGCUAUUUGUUUAUGUUUAUUGGGCUUAUAUUGUAUGUUCUCCCUCGCUGUCAGACCACCAAUGCCACUCGACGUGACAGUGGGAACAAACUAACUUAGAACCUGCGAAAGCCACGCGUCUUUUGAUAGCCACUUGCCAGUGUGCACGUACGGGCACCAUAAGCUUGCUUCUACAGCUUGGACAUCCAGGCUGUUUCUAGAUCAUGAGCAAGAGGUGGAGAUUGUUAAAAGCGAUCCUGUGAGUUCACUACGCGUAAUUUAGACUAUGUUCUCAAUCUGUACUUC